Molecule: messenger RNA, 6179 nt
Organism: Drosophila biarmipes
Lineage: Eukaryota; Metazoa; Arthropoda; Insecta; Diptera; Drosophilidae
Gene: Abca3
Product: phospholipid-transporting ATPase ABCA3
Exons: 14
Coding region: 415-5604 (1729 amino acids)
Biological process (GO): transmembrane transport; lipid transport
Cellular component (GO): intracellular membrane-bounded organelle; membrane
Molecular function (GO): ATP hydrolysis activity; ATP binding; ABC-type transporter activity
Source: RefSeq, a predicted model, not a curated record
GUUUGGCAUCUCCGGCGUUAGAAGUACUACUGCUAUUUUUUAUCUUUGUUUUACUGUGUGUUUGUGUCGGCAACAGCUGUUUGGCCCUGAAAAAAUAAAAUCGCAGCCAGAACCAAAGGAAAAACAACAAUGACAGUGCGAAUACGAGCGGAGAAAGGGCAACGCGUCGGAUAAAUAAUUAAUUGCCAUUGCCGCAAGUACAUUGCCAAUCGAUUACGCGGUAAUGCUCGAGCCGGUCUAAUUUUUAUCACCAAGUGGGCCCACACUUAAUCGCACGAACAGCAAACAGAACACAGCAAACGGAACUACAAUUCCAAUUAUUGAGCUGCGAACGUGCCGGGGAUCCCAAUUUUAGUCAAUUUUAAUGUCGAGCUAAUCUAGAAAAACCAAAAGCCAAUCGAACAAAGCUGCAAAAUGGCCAAGGUCACGAACUGGGAUAAGUUUGUGCUGCUGCUGUGGAAGAACUGGACGCUGCAAUGGAACCACAAGUGGCAGAUGGUCAUCGAGCUGGUGCUGCCGGCCAUAUUUUCCCUUCUCCUGGUUCUGGUCCGCACCCUGGUCGACACGGAGCAGCGCGGAAUCAAGACCUAUGAUGCGCUGCCCAUAAACAAUCUCAGUCUGUUGCAACAUUCGUUGCAUAGAUCGUCCUACCUUGGCAAGCUCAUAGCGCUGAUUGCACCCAAUCGACGGAGCGGGUUGUCGAACUUGAAUUCCAUCGUGUGCUACUCCCCCGUGAAUCCCGUGCUGAGGAAACUGGUCGACGAGGCCUGGCAGAGCCUCGGGAAGAAGGAGGUCUGUGAGUCGGAGAAUGCGGCCCAACUGGAGGUGGACACGGUCAGUAGGAGCGCCUUUGCUGGCAUCCAGUUCGACGAUGCCUGGGCAAAUCUCACGGAGUCGGAUCCCCUGCCCGCUGACUUUCACUUCGCCCUGCGCUUCCCUUCCGAACUGCGCACGGCGACGAUGGCGAUAGCCAACACCUGGCUGACCAUGCGUCUGUUUCCCACUAUCGAUCUGACGGGUCCGCGCAACGAGGCGGAUGAGGAUGGUGGCAUACCGCCGGGCUACCUGCGCGAGGGAUUCCUGCCCCUGCAGCACAGUCUCUCGAUGGCGUACAUCCGGCAGAGGUCAGGGGAACAGAGUCUGCCGGACGUGAUGAUGCAACGCUAUCCGUACCCCGCCUACAUCUUCGACCCCCUGCUGGAGGGCAUGUCCUCGAUUAUGUCGCUGAUCAUACUGCUCAGCUUCAUCUACCCCUGCACGUACAUCACCAAAUACAUCACCGCCGAGAAGGAGAAACAGCUCAAGGAGGUGAUGAAGAUCAUGGGCCUGAGCAACUGGCUGCACUGGACCGCUUGGUUUGUCAAGUCCUUCAUCAUGCUGACCAUAUCGGCCAUCCUUAUAGCCAUUCUGGUCAAGAUCAACUGGUCGGAGGGCGUGGCCGUGCUGACGCAUGCCAACUUCACCGCCCUGGUCUUCUUCCUGAUCAUAUACAUCAUAGCGAGCAUCUGCUUUUGCUUCAUGAUGGCCACCUUCUUCUCGAGGGCGAGCACAGCGGCCGCCGUUACGGGUUUGAUUUGGUUCAUCGCCUACAUCCCGUACUCCUUCACCAUCAACACCUACGACGACCUGAGCCUGACGGCCAAGCUGGGCUGGAGCCUGAUCUCGAACACGGCCAUGGGCUUUGGGAUCAAGCUGAUCCUGGGCUUCGAGGGCACGGGCGAGGGUCUGCAGUGGAGCAAUUUCUUCACACCCGUGUCCGUGGACGACACUUUGACGGUGGGUGCCGUGAUGAUCAUGAUGCUGGUGUCGUGCGUCAUUUGCAUGACCAUCUGCCUGUACGUGGAGCAAGUGAUGCCGGGCAGCUUUGGUGUGCCGCGUCCCUGGAACUUUCCGUUCACCCGGGAGUUCUGGUGCGGCGAGCGGGAGUACACGGGCGUGGAGGACAUACCUAACGGGCAUGUGGAGCAGCGGGAUCCCAAGGCCUUCGAAACGGAGCCGGAGGGCAAGCACAUCGGCCUUCAAAUGAGACACCUAAAGAAGCGCUUCGCCGACAAGAUGGUCGUCAAAGGGCUCUCCAUGAAUAUGUUCGAAGAUGAGAUCACCGUCCUGCUGGGUCACAAUGGAGCAGGCAAAACGACGACCAUAUCGAUGCUGACGGGCAUGUUUCCGCCCACGAGCGGCACAGCCAUCAUAAACGGCAGUGACAUUCGCACCAACAUUGAAGGGGCUCGCAUGUCCCUCGGCAUUUGUCCGCAGCACAAUGUCCUCUUCGAUGAGAUGAGUGUUUCGAAUCACAUUCGCUUCUUCAGCCGGAUGAAGGGACUGCGCGGCAAGGCCGUGGAGCAGGAGGUGGCCAAGUAUCUGAAGAUGAUCGAGCUGGAGGACAAGGCGAACGUCGCGUCAGCGAAACUCUCCGGCGGCAUGAAGCGCAAGCUCUCCGUCUGCUGUGCCCUCUGCGGUGACACCAAGGUGGUGUUGUGCGAUGAGCCCAGCUCCGGCAUGGACCCCUCGGCCAGGCGGCAGUUGUGGGAUCUGCUGCAGCAGGAGAAGGUGGGACGCACCCUGCUGCUGACCACUCACUUCAUGGACGAGGCCGAUGUGCUGGGCGAUCGGAUUGCCAUCAUGUGCGACGGGGAACUCAAGUGCCAUGGAACUUCGUUUUUCCUGAAAAAACAAUACGGAUCCGGCUACCGAUUGAUCUGUGUGAAGCGAGACGAUUGCGAGACAAACGAGGUGACUGCCCUGCUGAGCAAGUACAUUCCGGGCCUGAAACCCGAGUGCGAUAUAGGCGCGGAACUGUCCUAUCAACUGCCCGAUAGCGCCUCCUCUAAGUUCGAGGAGAUGUUCGGCCAGCUCGAGGAGCAGUCCGAUGAACUGCAUCUGAAUGGCUACGGCGUAGGCAUCACCUCGAUGGAGGAGGUGUUCAUGAAGGUCGGCGCCGAGAAGGACAGCACCGGCAACCUGAAGGACCAAAGUGAGAUCAUGAACGGCGGCAGCGGAUUCCGUGGCGAGGAUGACAACGAAUCUGUGCAGUCCGACGGCAUCUUCUCGGAGAAUCGUCGACUGCUCCAGGGACUGCAGCUGCUGUCGAAUCAGUGGAAGGCCAUGUUGCUCAAGAAGUUCCUUUAUACGUGGCGCAACAAGUUGCUGCUGCUCAUCCAGAACAUUAUGCCGGUAUUUUUCGUGGUGGUUACCAUUUUGAUCAUCAAGACGCAGGGCACUUUCCAGGAGCUCAAGCCCAUUACCAUAUCGCUGACCCAAUAUCCGCUGGCUGUGACCGUUUUGGAUCGCUCCGAAGUGGUAAAUGGUUCGAGUAACUCUGAGAUAGCCAACAAGUACGCGGACUUGGCCCAAUCCUAUGGCAGCAAUUAUGCCCUGCAACUGACGGGCACCAAAGGCUUCGAGGAUUACAUCCUGGAACUGGGAAAGACCAUACAGGUGCGCAUCAACUCCCGCUAUUUGGUGGCGGCCACCAUCAACGAGACCAAGAUCAUUGCCUGGCUAAACAAUCAGGCGCUGCAUACAGCUCCUCUGACCGUUAAUAUGGUGCACAAUGCCAUCGCCGAUCGGCUCAUGGGUUCAUCGGUGAGGAUCGUGGUGACUAAUGCACCGCUGCCGUACACGACCAACACCCUGCUCUCCCAGCUGAGCAUGGGCAACAAUCUGGGGACCCAGCUGGCCUCCAAUCUGUGCUUCUGCAUGUGCUUCGUGAGCUCGAUUUACAUCCUGUUUCUGAUUAAGGAGCGCGAGUCUAGGGCCAAGUUGCUACAGUUUGUGGGCGGCGUGAAAGUCUGGACCUUCUGGUUGUCGCAAUUCAUCUGCGAUUUUGCAACCUACAUCGUAACGGCUUUGAUCGUGGUGAUUACGAUCGUCUGCUUCCAGGAGCCUGGAUUGUCCAGCUUCGCGGAACUGGGCCGGUACUACUUGCUGCUGCUGCUCUUUGGAUUCGCCGUACUGCCCUUCAUCUACAUAAUGUCGCUGUUCUUUAAGGAGCCUGCCACUGGCUUUGCUCGGGUCUCCAUUGUGAAUAUCUUCUGCGGCAUGGCGCUGUUCAUUGUGGUUGUGGUGAUGUCCUCGGAACUAUUCGACACCAAGGACACGGCGGACAUAUUGGGCUGGAUCUUCCGCAUCUUCCCGCACUUCUCGCUGGCCAUGAGUCUGAACAAGGUCUACACCAACACGGCCACGAGGAAUGCUUGCGCCAAGGCCGGGGCGAUCCCACCCAUUCUGCUCUGCGAGUUGGUCCCACAAUGCUGCAACAUCAAGCCAUUCUUUGCUUGGGAGGAGCCUGGCGUUCUGCCCGAGACUGUCUACAUGACUGUCACCGGCGUCGUCUUCUUCCUUAUCAUCAUUGUGCUAGAGUUUAGACUCAUCAACGAGCUGAUGUUUAAGAUCCGUCAAAUGCUCUCCAAACCACCACCGCCACCGCUGGAGGGCAGUUUGGAUGACGACGUGGCCAACGAACGGGAGCGCAUCAUUCACAUGUCCUCCAAUGAGCUGGUCACCAAAAAUCUGGUGCUGGAUCGGGUCACCAAGUACUACGGCCAAUUUCUGGCCGUUAAUCAGGUGUCGCUCUGCGUACAGGAAGUCGAAUGCUUUGGGCUGCUGGGCGUGAACGGAGCAGGCAAGACCACCACGUUCAAGAUGAUGACCGGCGACGAGCGAAUCAGCUCGGGGGCCGCCUUCGUCCAAGGUCUUAGCCUGGAGUCGAACAUGAACAGCAUCUACAAGAUGAUCGGCUACUGUCCGCAGUUCGACGCGCUGCUGGAUGAUCUGACGGGCCGCGAGGUGCUCCGCAUUUUCUGUAUGCUACGCGGUGUCCAGGAGGCACGCAUUCGUCAGUUGUCCGAGGAUCUGGCCAAGUCAUUUGGCUUCAUGAAGCACAUCGAUAAGCAAACGCACGCGUAUAGUGGCGGGAAUAAGCGAAAGCUGAGUACGGCCAUUGCUGUGAUUGGAAGUCCGUCCGUAAUUUACUUGGAUGAGCCCACAACCGGCAUGGAUCCGGCGGCCAGGCGUCAGCUGUGGAACAUGGUCUGCCGCAUACGGGACUCGGGCAAAUCCAUUGUCCUCACAUCGCACAGCAUGGAGGAGUGCGAGGCGCUCUGCACCCGAUUGGCCAUUAUGGUGAAUGGCGAGUUCAAGUGCAUCGGCUCCACGCAGCACCUGAAGAACAAGUUUUCCAAGGGGCUGAUCCUAAAGAUCAAGGUGCGUCGCAAUUUGGAGGCGUUGCGGCAGGCGCGUUUGAGUGGCGGCUAUGCUCGCAACCCGGAUGAGCAGACGGUACCGGCCCAAAUGGCCCAGCAGGACAUAGAUGCCGUCAAGGAGUUUGUGGAGCACGAGUAUCCACACUCCAUUCUCCAGGAGGAGUACCAGGGCAUUUUGACGUUCUACAUUCCACUGACUGGGGUUAAAUGGUCGCGCAUCUUUGGCCUGAUGGAGAGCAAUCGCGACCAGCUGAAUGUGGAGGACUACUCGGUCAGCCAGACGACGCUGGAAGAGAUCUUCCUGGAGUUCGCCAAGUACCAGCGCGAGGACACACGCGCCAAUCACCGCCUCUCCGAACUGAGGAAGCUGUGCAAGUGCCUGCUAGCUAACGAGUAUUGAACCAACUACCUGAGCGGAUCCGGUCCAGUCCGUUGCGAUCCGAUCCGAUCCUGACCUGAUCUUAAAACACUCACAAUAAUGUUUUAUACCAAAAGAACGCCGAUGCCUGAACAGCUAACAAAUAGUUUCUAAGCUCGACCUGACAAUAGAUAGCAGCGAUUAUGCGUCUUUUCAUUGUGAUCGUCUAGCAAAAUUUACACUGUAACGAGAAGACAUCUAUCUAUAAAUUGUAUGUUUGCAUACACACAUACCCUAUAUCUGUGUACCUAUGGUUAUAUCUGCUUGACUUGCACAAUAGGCUCCGAUGAUCUUUAGUAUGUUUCAUCCAUUCUGGUUUCGCACCCAAGAAAAUAUUGGCCGGACUCGGCCGGAAACUAUUCCCAGCGCCUAGAGGAAACCUGUUGCAUAUAUAGUACUAAGUAUGUGUAUUUAUUUCGAUGUACUUAGACCGGCUAACCAAAGCGUGUAAAUAAGUCAAUUUAACUGUGGCACAAACCCUACGAUACAUAUGAGAAUUUACAAAAUACUGUUAAAUGUGUACCAUACGAUUGAAUUAAAUUUUAUCUUAAUGUGAA